AUGAAGUCCUCCGGAAUUGUUGCUCUCGCUGCCCUGCUUCCCUUAGCGCUUGCUAAGCCUCCCUCGCCUUCGCCUGGCAUGGAGGAGCGGUGCAAGCAAAUGGGCGACGAUCAGACGCUCGAGUACAGCGAGAAACAGAAAAGAUGGAUCUGCGUGACGUCGGGACAGUCGGAUAUCUGCGGCACUGGCCAGGACCAGUCGACGUGGCAUAAGGAUCCCAUAACGGGUGACUAUGGGUGCUGUGACAAGGGCGAGGAGUGGGUUGUGGAUGAGAAGAAUAAGAGGCAGGGCUCUUGCUGCCCCAAGGGCGCUAUUUACAGCUUUAAUGCUGCUGCUGGUGAAGGCGCCUGCUGCGACCAGGGACAGGUCUUUAAGAGUGGAUCUUGUACUGCCCCUGGGGAUAGUGGCAAGUGCUUGGAAGAAGUCCCCUCUGGAACUUGCGGAGCCUACCUCAAGGAUGCCAGGCUGGAGAGCCUGCUUCGGACCCUGCUGGUGCCGUGCUUCCCCUAUGGCCAGGAGACCUUGAACAUAUUCAUUGAAUACUAUAUCUCCAUUCUCCAUGGCGGUCUUGAUAUUAUCGAGAUCAUCUACAAGAACGGCUGCGAUGAUCCGCAGCCUUCUCCUCCCAGCCCCAAGCCGAAGCGUCACCCGUGGUGGAACUGCGGCGACAAGGAGCCCUGUAGAUGGAUUUCCCUGGAAACCAACGACGCGAAGAAGACGCUUGCGGCGACUGGCACCACUACGAAAGCCCAAUUACCUAACCCGAACAGAUUCGUUCCGGACUACGAGUACCCCUUCAAUGUGUGGUUAACCAAGUCCCCUGACGAUGACCUGGAUGUCUACAUCAAGGGCAAAAAGAUCCAACCUCAAGCGUCGGGGACGAGCUAUUUGAUUCCCGGUGGUACCAAGGCUACGGACGUCAAGUAUUCCUCCUCCACCGGGUUACAGGUCAACUUCUACGGCCAAUGCACUGAAAACACCCCGUGCAUCGGCAAGAGCGUGGAACCGUGGACCGUCAAAUCCGUGGUGGCGCCGCCCGGAAAGGACGAGCUCGAGAUAGAUGUCAGCAAGUACGACUUCGACUUCAUCUUUACCAUGACGGACACCUCUAUCACCACCGAGCAGUACACCGUGUACGCCGACGGCAAGAAGGUCGGCAUGACCCAUGGCCGACUGACGCUGGGCGACAAGUACAACACCGACCACAUCAACGUCCAGCAGAAUGGAAACGCUCCGUAUGUCAUUGCCAAUGACGGCUUCUGGGGAUCGUACCUGAUCCCGAAGGACACCGAAAAGAUCACGGUGAAGAUGACCGAUUACGAGGUGGCCGGGUAUCCCUGGUAUGAGUGGCAAUACCGCAUUGACAGGCUCUGUGAUUGCUAG
Molecule: messenger RNA, 1383 nt
Organism: Penicillium bovifimosum
Lineage: Eukaryota; Fungi; Ascomycota; Eurotiomycetes; Eurotiales; Aspergillaceae
Exons: 6
Coding region: 1-1383 (460 amino acids)
Source: RefSeq, a predicted model, not a curated record